GGCAAUGGUUUGGCCGGGAAUAAGGCUAGGUUUAAGAACUAGAGAAGAACAGGAAUAGAUUGUAAAUAUGUCGGACGAUGAGAGCAGUGAGUCGGAUAGUUUCUAUGAUGCUGAGGAUACAGAGGAUACAAUAUGUAAUUCUAGUACAAGGAGUUCUGGAGGUUCGAGAAGAAAGUCGAGUAAAAAUUCAACUUUAACAUCGCCAACUCCCGCUCCUUCCUUAACCGUUGGUUCCUCAGGGUCUCCAGUUGUAGAAUCUCAGAUAGAGAUUCUUACUGGAGAUCAGUUAUCCAGUAGGGAUCAGAGAUGGAGCAGGUUGGAAAAGCUGAGACGAAGAGAGGAACUGGAGAGAGAAGAGAGGGAGGAAAGAGAAGGACGAGACGGGAGUAGAGAGGAACCAGACAGUACGGAGUCAAGUGUAGAGGGUAUCUAUGUAUCUGGAGUUAGGUCCCUUCAUCCCUUCAAGGUUGUGGAACCUGACUCCAGAUCUCUGCAGUCAGGUUUAGGAUCCGAUACCAAAUCCGUUGCAAGAUCUUCCUUGGGUCUGGAUCCUGAUUCUAGAGUCUCCUUGAGUCUUGAACCUGAACCUAGAUCUCCAUCCGUUCCUGAACCUGAACACAGGGUUAGGUUCAACUCAGAGAGCUGUGUUUUAGAGGCUAGAUCUCUGGAGAAGGAACUAGAAAAAAUAGAACUAACAUCAAUCCCAGAGUCCAGGGUGUACCCUGAGCAGGUGAGAUGUGAGGAAGGUUUACCCAACCUAAUCCCUGAUAUUGUAUCCAGUACUCACCCGUCCUCUCCCCCCAAACCAACGGCUCCGCCCCGGAGAAAGAAAAGAGCUGUCGGUCUGAGUAGGGAAACAAGUGUUGAAAACGAUGUAUUCGUGCCACGUCUUCCAACCCUCCCUAUCCUAUCCACUAUCCUGAGUAAAGUGCCCGCGAUACCUACCCUGAGUAAGGUUUCAACCCUAUCCAGUACCCCAGCUGAUCUACCCUCUCCGAAUACUACAGUUAACUCUAUCACGAAGGAUCUAGAGGAAACCCUGCUCUACUCAACUCCCAAUUCUGAAGACAAACGGACCCAAUCAGACCAAGAGAACAGCCUUCAAAAGGAAGAAUUCUCCGAGCCGGGAAAUAAGGACGGAGCGGCGGGUUUGGACCCCAGCAGAAAGGACGGCUUCUUGGAUCCUAAAAACCUUGGUCUGCGCCGAUCCUUUAUGAAAGAUUUUGACGGUGUAUCAGGGUUGAAUAUUAACCUGGCUUGCCGUGGGGAAUAUGUAGUUAAACCGCAGGAUGAUGAAAGAACACGAGGUAUUACUGCUGAAGACCGGGAAAGAUUAUUUAAAGAUACACUCGACUUCAGUCCUGAUACCGGUGUAGGGAGCAGUGCUGCUAACUUUAGUCAAGAUCCUGGAGUUGGAGCUCUGGGUUCCACAGAAACCAGAAGUUCCUUGACAAAAUCAAAGAGCCCAGAAGAGGGCAGACGAGAUAGUUUACGGAGUAGAAGCUACAGAACUGGAGGCUCUGGAGGAUACAGAACGGAGGGACAUCAGUCCGGAAGCUCUGGAGGUUAUCAUUCCGGAGGUUCUGGAGGCCAACACUCAGUUGGUCGGCAGGCGAGUGGGAAGGGGUCAGGAGGCUCAGACAGGAGGUCUGUAGCAGGAUCUAUUGGAUCGGGGGGAUCAGAUGGAGGGAUUAUUAAACAGCUAGGGAUGUACGUCAGGACUAAAUCUGACAGCGGCAAGAAGUUAACAGACCAAGAGAUAUUACAACAGAUAAAGGUUAAGAACCUGGAUACAGGGACUGAGAUGGAUCUAGCAACUGCUGAGGAGCAUCUACCUCAAUCAAUCAACCCACUCUCUCUUCAUAUCAUGCGCCUAACCUCAGAGUACACUGGAACCCUGUCCACCUCUGUAUCUAUGAAUGAAGGAACCUUGUAUGACUCUGAUACAGAAAGUAUACUCUCGAGUAUAUCAGAUUUUGAGAUUGGUCAAGGGAAGAAAAAGAAAACUUUUUCAAAACUCUUCGGGGAGGUAGCUAAGGUAUGUUUUAUAAUUCGGGGAGGUAGCUAAGGUAUGUUUUAUAAU
Molecule: messenger RNA, 2083 nt
Organism: Eurytemora carolleeae
Lineage: Eukaryota; Metazoa; Arthropoda; Copepoda; Calanoida; Temoridae
Product: WD repeat-containing protein 44
Exons: 15
Coding region: 68-2068 (666 amino acids)
Source: RefSeq, a predicted model, not a curated record